Molecule: messenger RNA, 708 nt
Organism: Brassica napus (rape)
Lineage: Eukaryota; Viridiplantae; Streptophyta; Magnoliopsida; Brassicales; Brassicaceae
Product: GDSL esterase/lipase ESM1-like
Exons: 3
Coding region: 76-693 (205 amino acids)
Biological process (GO): endoplasmic reticulum organization
Molecular function (GO): hydrolase activity, acting on ester bonds
Source: RefSeq, a predicted model, not a curated record
UAUAAAUAGACCCACGGACUAUGAAGUUCACCACCACCACUUCCCUCUCUAGCUCGAAUACCUAAUAUAUUGGAGAUGGCAGGCAAGUUUAGUUUUGUGAGUGUCAUGGGAGCACUAUUGGUGUUAACCAUAUUCCAUGAUCCGAUCAUCGUCGACGCCGGCCAAGGUGUUCCGGAGGUAGCAUUGUUCACUUUUGGAGACUCUUACUACGACGCUGGAAACAAAGCGUUUCUAAGCAAAAACAAAAACCCUCCACAGACCCUGUGGCCUUACGGCAAGUCCCGCGACGACCCCAACGGCAAGUUUUCAGACGGCUACAUUGUCCCCGACUUUAUCGCUGAAUUCAUGUCCAUUCCAAACGGAAUCCCGCCGGCGCUUAAACCUGGUGCUAAUGUUUCACGUGGAGCUAGCUUUGCCGUUGCCGACGCUUCUAUUCUUGGGGCUCCGGCGGAAUCUAUGACACUGAAUCAACAAGUGAACAAGUUCAGAAGUAUGAUAUCAACAUGGUCCGACGACUACAUCGAGAAAUCAUUGUUCAUGAUAUACAUCGGUACGGAAGAUUAUUUGAACUUCACCAAGACCAAUCCCACUGCUACUGCUUCUGCUCAACAAGCUUUUGUCAUCUCUGAUGGAAUUCCGACAAAACAAGGGUCGUCGGAAUUUUCCGAUGACUUUUCGACGACAUUCCGAUAAAAAAUGUAACCGUUG